AUGGAUAAGGGCGUGACUUGUGAGCAUCUUAAUAAACUUGUUGACGUUCUUGGAAAAGAAUUAUGGCAAUCAAAAGAGAACCUCACAUGUUUCGACUGUGCUUGCCCUGGACCCAAUCUCUGGAUCUGCCUGCAACCUGAUUGUCACCACAUUGGCUGCUCUGAGGUGAAGAAUGAUCACAGCACAAUACACCAAAAGAACUACCCGGCGCACUGCGUUCACAUGAACGUGUCAACGGAAAGGAUAUGGUGCUAUUUGUGCGAAAAAGAGGUGCACAUCCGAGCGGCAGUGGCGCAGGCAAACAUGGCUCCGGACUCCACGCAAAUUGAAAGCGACUCGGUGGGCGCAAGACUUGCCAAUUUCGGGAUUAACGUUACGCCCGACGAGGAGUUUGAAGCUGACGAAAUGGAUUACGAAGUCGAGACGCGGCCCAGAGGCCUCGUGGGUCUACAGAACAUGGGCAACACGUGCUACAUGAACGCGGCGCUCCAGGCGCUGAGCAACACUCAGCCCUUCACGUCGUACUUCCUAGAGUGUGCCGCUGCCGUGGCGGUACUCGCUGGCGACAAGAAGCCAGGACUAAGCAGAGCAUACCAAAAAUUAAUUAAAGAAAUGUGGAGUAAGAAGACUAGAGGCUACCUCGUACCUAGUGGUAUAUUAUAUGGUAUACGUAACGUAUACCCAAUGUUUCGUGGGUAUCACCAGCACGAUACCCAGGAAUUCCUAAGGUGUUUCAUGGACCAGCUGCACGAAGAGUUGAAGGAACCGGUGUGGGAUACCACUUCGGAGGACAAGUUGGGUUCAGAAGCCGAUGGCGAUAAGGAGAGUAGGAACGUUCACAUACGGCGGCGCGCCGCUUCCUCUGGUGCUAGCGACGCGCCGUACUUCGCGCGGAUGCGACGGAAAUCGCCGGCCGCCUCCUCUUACAACGAAUCGAGGGCCGACGGCUACUUCAGGGUGCAGGAGGGCGGGGCGAGCCCUGCCGGGGGGCGGCACCGGCGCUCGGCCAGCUUCGCAGGGACCCACCACCUCGCCUACAACCUCGGCCAGGCGAACGGUGAACGUGCUGAUUCGACGCAGCGCGACGUAGGCUCCGAGUCGGAGCUGUCCUGCUCCAGCGAAGCCGAGGAGAGAUACGAGACCUGUUCCAGUGGGGCGAGCGACGCGCCGGACCCACGAUUGGAGCCCGCCGAGAGCAAGCCGGCGUGCGGGGGAGGGGACGGCGGCUGCGGGGGGGCGCGCUACAGGAGCAUCGUCUCCGACGUGUUCGACGGGAAGCUGCUCUCGUCGGUGCAGUGCCUCAUCUGCGACCGCGUUUCGACACGGGUGGAAACAUUCCAGGACCUCUCUCUGCCGAUUCCGUCGCGAGAGCACCUGGCGGUUCUGCGAUGUCAGCAGCCACUGCUCAAUCAUCACACCCCACACGGAACCCAGGAGUCAUGGGUGUGGUGGCUGCUCAGCUGGCUUAGGUCGUGGUUCUACGGGCCAGUUGUCUCACUUCAGGACUGUCUCGCCGCCUUCUUCAGUGCGGAUGAGCUCAAAGGCGACAAUAUGUAUAGCUGCUCCCGCUGCAACAAGCUGCGCAACGGCGUGAAGAUGUCGGGCGUGGUGCGGCUGCCGGAGGUGCUGUGCGUGCACCUGAAGCGGUUCCGCCACGAGCUCAUGUUCAGCGCGAAGGUGGCGGCGCGCGUCUCCUUCCCCGUCCACGACCUCAACAUGGCGCCGUACACGCACAAAGAGUGCACGUCGCGCGUGACGCGGUACGCGCUGUGCGCGGUGAUCUGCCACGCGGGCACGGCGGGCGGCGGGCACUACACGUGCGUGGCGCGCUCGCCCGCCGGCGCCGGCUGGCACGCGUUCGACGACGCGGCCGUCGCGCCCGUGCCCGCCCACCACCUCGCCGCCUGCGAGGCGUACGUGCUCUUCUACAGAAAAGUCAAUCCCCAGAUGACGGUGCUGCGACAAAAAGCGGCGGAAAUUUUGGAGUCGACGAAUGUGGAGCCCAACGACAUCAAGUUUUACAUCUCCAAACAAUGGAUCAAUAAGUUCAACACGUGGGCGGAGCCGGGGCCCAUAGACAACGGCGACUUUGUGUGCGUGCACGGCGGCAUCCGGCCCGAGAGGGGCGCGCAGUUGCACGCGCUAGCAGCGGUGCUGCCACAGCCGCUGUGGCAGUUCUUGCACCGCCAGUUCGGCGGCGGGCCGGCGGUGUCGCACGCGCACGAGUGCGGCGUGUGCGCGCGCGCCCAGCAGCGGCUACGGGUGAGGCGGGCGCGGGAGCUGGCCGCCUUCGCCGAUCUCCACGCGCUGUUCCAGGAGCAGGAGCACCCGCGCGCCAUCUACGCGAUCAGCAUGCAGUGGUUCCGGCUGUGGCAGGGCUUCGUGCGCAGCAGGGCGCCGCAGCCGCCGCCGCCGCCGCCCGUCGACAACGCGCCCAUCGUGCUGGCGCAGGAAAUCGACGGAGUGACGACGUACUCGCUUAAGCCCGGUUCGGACCACGCGCAGCUGAGCGAGGAGCUGUGGCGCUUCUUCACGGGCAUCUACGGGGGCGGGCCGGAGGUGAGGCUGCGCUCGCCCGCGCCGCUCCAGAGCGCGCCAUACGCCAACGACGCGAGGGCCCAGCAGCAGAGGGAACCGUCCGCGCGCCGCCUAUCGCGCAAGUACUCAGAGUCCGACCGCGAGGAGUACUGCAGCAAAUCCACCUCGGAGAUGAACCUGCGCGACCCCGCGCACGGCGAGCUGCAGAAGAACCAGUCGCUGCAGAACAUCAGCCGGCGGUGCGGGCCCGCCGCGGACUCCGACGAGGAGCUGCUCUACCGCGCCCUGCAGUACAGACGGCACGAGCCCAACGGCAACUACCAGGACUCGGACGACGACAUGGAACCGCCGCGCAACCACACGAACACCAUCCGAAUGGAGAACGGCGUGGACAGCUCCGACCACGACGCCAACGACAACCCCGUGCAGCGGAAAAAGCGCUCGGAGCGCGCGGACGCUGAGCAAACGAGUCUGGACGGCUCGACGCUGAAGGGCAAGCCCUCGAAGCAGGGCAAGGUGAGGAAGAUCAAGCGGCGGACGGCGAAA
Iphiclides podalirius (scarce swallowtail) is the source of this 3084-nucleotide messenger RNA. Lineage: Eukaryota; Metazoa; Arthropoda; Insecta; Lepidoptera; Papilionidae. The record is from the annotation of a GenBank genome assembly.